Molecule: messenger RNA, 1257 nt
Organism: Theileria orientalis strain Shintoku
Lineage: Eukaryota; Apicomplexa; Aconoidasida; Piroplasmida; Theileriidae
Product: S-adenosylmethionine synthetase
Exons: 5
Coding region: 1-1257 (418 amino acids)
Biological process (GO): S-adenosylmethionine biosynthetic process
Cellular component (GO): cytosol
Molecular function (GO): methionine adenosyltransferase activity; ATP binding
Source: RefSeq, a predicted model, not a curated record
AUGACUCUGCCAAAAUAUAUAAACCAAUCCUCGGAAAACUUCCUAUUCACGUCAGAAUCAGUAAGCGAAGGGCACCCAGACAAACUAUGCGAUCAAAUAUCAGACGCGAUAUUGGACGCGUGCCUGGAACAGGACCCGGAAAGCAAAGUGGGCUGUGAAGUGUGCGCAACAUUUGAUACAAUAAUGGUAUUCGGAGAAAUAAGCACAAAGGCCAAAGUUGAUUACGAAAAGGUGGUCAGAGAUUUGAUCAGAGAAGUAGGAUACACGUCCAUAGAUAAAGGAUUGGACUGUGAAAAGGUAAAUAUAAUAUUGAAACUUAAAACACAAUCGCCAGAAAUAGCAAAAAACGUACACGUGGGAAGGUCAAUUGAACAAAUAGGAGCAGGAGACCAGGGAAUUAUGUUUGGUUACGCAACGAAUGAGACGCCAGAAGCAUUCCCACUGUCACACCUGCUAGCAACGAAGCUGGUGCAGAGGUUAGCGUACGUGAGGAAGAACAACAUAGUGCCGUACCUGAGGCCGGAUUCUAAGACGCAGGUGACUCUGGAGUACAGAAAGAACACAAACGACGUGGUGGAGCCGAAAAGAAUUCACACAAUACUGCUGUGCACACAACAUAACCCAGACGUUGACUACGAAAAAAUGAAAAAGGACCUGAUGCAGCACGUAGUGAUGAAAGUUAUGCCAAAAAACCUAAUAGACGAAAACACGGAGUUUCUGUUCAACGUAGCAGGGUCGUUUGUAGUAGGAGGGCCCUCGUCAGACGCAGGACUGACAGGAAGAAAAAUAAUAGUGGAUACGUACGGAGGAUGGGGAGCACACGGUGGAGGAUGCUUCUCAGGAAAAGACGCAACGAAAGUAGAUAGAUCAGGAGCGUACUACGCAAGAUGGGUAGCAAAGUCACUGGUGGUCAACGGAUUCUGUAAAAGAGUGCUAGUGCAAGUGUCGUACUCAAUAGGACUGGUGGACCCAGUGUCACUAUACGUAAACUCGUACAGAACAGUGACAAAAGGAUACACAGACGAAGACCUGGAAAACAUAAUACUGAGAAAUUUUAACUUCAGAGUAGGACACAUAAUAGAGGAACUGAAGCUGAGAAGACCAAUAUUCAGAAAAACAAGCGUAUACGGACACUUCGGAAGAGAAGAACCAGACUUCCUGUGGGAACACGCAAAGGAUCUAUCUCACGAGAAGAAGAAAAGCGGAAACAGCCACAGAGUAAACGGAUACGGAAGAAAGACAGAAAAGGAAUUAUAA